CCGUCACAGCCUGUAAAGCGGCAUGCCAGACAUUUACCUGCCGCAGUCUCAGGCGUGUCUGGCACGUUCUCCGCUCUUGGCUCGGCGCAGUUGAUGACAUGUGACCACAGGAUUAGGAGACAGCUGUGCAGGCGUUGGAGCGAGAAGGUCGGGAUUGUUCGCUGUAUUCACAGGAUGCUCCGCAGCUAAUCAAGCAACAUUUCCGUCAUUCCUUAGCUCUGACUCGGAUACUUAAGUGACAACCACCUUUCCUUAUUAAAAAAGGGGGAUCGGGAGAUGAAUGGCAACGCAGAGGAACUCAUUCAGCGGGGUUUCUUUCUUCACCUGCUCUUAAACUGAGGUGGCAAAUAGAAGCAACAGAGCAAUGCAAACAGAGCAGCAGUGCUAAUUCCAGAGAAUGGGGAACUCAAGCACCAGAGAGACAACAUCUGCAGCUCCUGAUACCCAUCGGACAGGGGAUCAAGGUUCUGUUGAUCAUGCAGCCUAUGUGCCUCAUUCCUUUCAUUCUGACCAAGCCUCAUCUUGCUCACCAGUAAAACCACAAGGGAUAGAUGGAAGGAGUUCAGGGAAAAUAAUGGGGCCUAGCCCUGGAGCAUUACUUUCUUCUACAAUAAAUGUUAAAUCCAGGAAGGAUUCUUUACCCGUUCACUACUGUGAAGACUAUCCAGGCAGCCCUGAAACUUCUAUUGCUUCUGUUACAGACAGUACAGGAUCUUACAGUGAUGAAUGUGAACCAGUUCAGACUGGGAGUUGGAAUGGACAUCACAAUGCAGCUGGUACCACGAAAAUGUUUGUUCCUACAGGUAGUAAGGAUUCUGCAUGUAUUAGCUUUCAGUCCUCUGCCGAGUUGGAAAGCAGUAUGGCACAGAAUGUCACGGAAGAUAGUACACUUGAUUACACAGGUGAAAAGGACAGUGGGAUAGAUCAGUCUGUUUUGAAUGAUGGCAGUAUCAUCCAUUGGUCAGAAAUGAAUAACGGUGACCAGAGUAUCCUCAAACAAAAGGUAAAACAUGAAUCUGGUGUGCAAGACUAUUGGAAAAAUGAUUGGAAUGCAUCGGUUGUCAAUACAGAUGUUGUAAAAUCACUGCUUAUUGAAAGAGAUGGUCUGUUAAUUGAAAUCAAAAUGCUGAAGCAAAAAAUGCAGGUAGACCAGGAAGAAUGGAGACAGUUUCAAUCUGACCUGCAGGUAGCUGUUUCUGUUGCUGAUCGUAUAAAAUGUGAAGCUGAAGAUGAACUUGCUGCUCUUAGAAAAAAACACAAUGAAACAUAUGCUGAGCUUGUGAGCCUACAUGAGGAGCAUAGCAGGAUACUAAAAGAAAUGAGUGAACUUAAUAUAUCCUAUCAGGACAAGCUUAAAGAGCUGCUUGCUGCUAAAGAAUCUGCAAAAGCAUUAUUUGCACUUAAAAUGUCCAACCAAGAAACUGAGAGAGAACUUGUUACUCUCAGAGCAACCCACCAGAAAACAGUAGAAGAACUGAUGAGAGCCACAGAAAAAUGUCAUGAAAUGGAGACUGAACUUAAUGAGAUCAGAGCAGAUAGGCAAGAAAGACGGUCCUUCAGUCAAGUGGCAAAAGAGACGAGAACUGUGUGUUCCAGUAAUGAGUAUAUGGAAGGUUUGAAGAGGCUUAAAACUAACGCUACGGAGUUCCCACCUUCCUUACAGCAUUCUUUGAUGAAUGGAAAUUCACCUCACUUUGUUGCAGCUCAUUCCACAAUGCUUGUAUCUACAGGUCAGAAUGACAACAGGUCCUGGAGGAUGGCUAAGCAAAUUGAAUAUUUCAACCAUAACACAGCUUUAAAAAAAGAUUCAAUUCCUGUCCAUCUGGAUGUGGUGUCAGUAGACCAAGCAUCAUCCUUCAGAAAUGAUGAAAUGAAGGACAGUAUCGGCAUGCAUGUAAAGCGCCAUGGAAGCUCAAAACGAAACUCCCUUUUGCACUGGUGUCAAAGCAAAACUGAGGGGUAUAAGAAUAUUGAAAUUACCAACUUCAGCAGCAGCUGGACAGAUGGUCUUGCAUUUUGUGCAGUUUACCAUACAUACCUUCCCAGCCACAUCAAUUACAGUAAAUUGAGACCACAAGAUAAGAAAGAAAAUCUAAGCCUUGCUUUUAAAACUGGUGAGCGUGUGGGAAUCCCUGCUAAGUUGACUGUUGAUGAGAUGGUGAAAGGAGAAGGACCAGACUGGCAGCGUGUACUGGAUUACGUUGAAAGCAUCUAUAUGCACUUUGAGACAUGAAGUUUGAGCUUGUAAUCAUUUAGAGAUGCCUGAGAGUAUGGACUCAAAAGGUUUUUGUAGUUGUUUCUGCCAAUGUAUGAAGUCAUGACCAUUCUUUCUCGGUUAGAAAGAGCUGACCUUCAGGUGUCAAAUUUGUACAGACUUGCUUUUUUCUGUCAUAGUAGGUGGCCAAGUGUAUUUUUUCCUACCCUCUAUUGCACCAUGUUACCGUGAAGUAUGUGUGUCAAUUUCUAUUUUUUUUAAGUUAUGAAUGAAGUAACAUGUUAAACAGCAUGUGCCUAUGCUGAAUAUAUAUUUUUUGUUAUCUACUUGUAUUAGCCCAAGAAAACCUUUAGAAACCAAAGACUGUGUAUGCUUAAUGAAAGAUCAUGAUACAUUCUGACAAGUGCUGUAUUCACCAGUUUUGUUUUAUUAUCCCAAGUUGCAGAGUCACAAUUCUUGUAUAACAUUAAUUAUUUGAAAUAUGUAAUUUGUCAUUUUAAAAAAAGAAUAAUGAAAUGAUUUACAUGCCAGACAGUGUUAGUGUGUGUUGAGUAAUCUGCCCACUGUAGUAUCACAAGUGACAAUUUAAGGCUAAUGCAGUAUAUCUUAUGCCCAAGUUAUUUUGAUAAUAAGCUGUUCAGUAUAUUGCACAACCCUGAUUUAGUUAAUAUUUUUAAUGUUUUUUUUACUGGAUGUCAUCACAAGUACUUGGUGUAUGCUAAAUCUUAACUAUGAUGGAUACAUAGCAAAUUAUAGAAUAAAAUUUAAUACAGUAGAUAGAAGUCACUGUAUAAAAACAUGCCAUUCUUAUGAACUCUUGCAAGCAUGGUACUGACUGAGCCAUUAUUCAACUUGGCAAUCUUUACAGUAGUUCCCAUGAUAUCACCAGAAAAAUGCCCUUAAAUGAAUUGUUGCAUAAAAGGCAUUUUCACAAUUUUGUGGUUGCUGAAGUGCAACUGCUGAUAACAUAACUUCAUAAAGACACGACCAACUGAAUUUGAAGCAGGAAGUUGACCGCUCGAUCAUUUCAAUUCAGGUAAAACUGUUUAAAUGUUGAAUGAAUAAAAAUAUUUUCCUGGAUUAAACUUUAAUUAGGAAUAAAAAAAAUUUAAACACUGAUGCUUGUGAAGUUGUUUGUUUUGAGAACUGGAUCUGUAGUUAAAGAUAAAGAAGAGGAGAGAGAGAGAGAGUGGAUUUCAAUGUCCGGAGUGGUCAAACUGGCAAGUGGUGAUUUUAUUGGUUAGUCAACCAUAAACCCUAAAAAAUGCGCCUUAAUGCACUUGAGCAUCAAAUCACUUUGACGCUUCAUAUUUUUCUAAAUCUAAAGGAUUAACGCUGAAACGUAGAGGGUAAUGGUUGACCAUACACUACUCACAUAUAUAACAGAUGCUUUAUCUACCAAUUCUAAGAUAACCUCCAUCUUUCUACUGUAUGCCAUAGAAAUUCAUAUGGCUCCUGACUUAAGCAUUGUUAUGAUGCUAAGCUGGUGUUUUAUGUUCUGUUUUCAUUCUGUACUAUACUUAUUACAAAUGCAAGAUCAUCACACUUUGCACAUAUAGUAUAUACUAAAUGUGAUGAUUUUGGAGAAUGUACUCUCUGUGUACAGUAGCUGUUCAAUCAAAAUUGAUGGAUCAAAAGUUGAAUAGCAUGCCCAGAGCAAAAAUAAACUGCUUUAUAGAUAAGAUUUAAGACAAAUAAUAAAAAUGUAAGUUUGAACCAGGUGAAAAUGGGGAAGCAAGGUUUUGCUGGCAGUGUAACAAUAGGUCUGUUCUAGAAAGAGAGAUUUGAUAAUUCUGGAUUUCAGAACGAGUGCCGCAUUGCUAUCGUGUGAUUGAUUUUUUUUUUUUUUGCACCAGCUUGUAUCGGAAUACUGGAAUUCAAUUGGCUCACACACUCCCUCUUAGGUUCAUUGGGAUUAAUGCGCGUUCACAGCAAAAUUUACAAGUCCUUGUGAGUCGAGCACUGAACAGCUGAUCAACCAACAUGCCAGCAGAAGACGACAUGCUGGUAUCAGUUCACGAAAAAUAUUGGAGGAUCUGACAAAAGAAGAGCAAUACAGCAACUGCGAAGUAAAGGGAGAUGUGGAAAAAUAUCACCGAUAGAAUAAAUGUGUAAAACAGUUAAUCAGUGAAAUCCGUGUGAACUUUUGUAUGAUAAAUUACUGAAUUGUACAAAAUGUAAUCCUGAUGAUGUUACUUGAAAUGUUCUAUGUCCUCAAGUAAAUAUUGUAUUCUGUUUUUGCAAUAUUAAUGAUGGCCCAAAAGUGUAAGACCCAUGGCAUAGCGUUGUUCUAGGUGUUAUUGUGAGAGAUGUUGAUCGUACCUGCAAUUAACCCUGUAUUUUCCAGGAAUUACACUUGGACCUGGAACUACACCUAUUCUUUUAAAUGCAUCGUACCCUGUUUACAUGUUAGACCCUGCAUAUUUGGCCUCGAGUUUGUAAUUUUGUGCUUGCCAUCUCAUUUCAUCUAAAGAAUGGAUAAAAGGACACAUUGAUAUUUGUACUUUGUAUUUGAUAUACUGUACGUACUUGUGUUUUCUUCAUAAAAGCCAUCAUCCAAAUGAACUACAGUACAAUGCAGAAAUCCUGUUGUUGCCAUAUUCCUAUACAGAACCCUGAAUUGAAACAG
Erpetoichthys calabaricus (reedfish) is the source of this 4844-nucleotide messenger RNA. Its product is annotated as cytospin-A. Lineage: Eukaryota; Metazoa; Chordata; Cladistia; Polypteriformes; Polypteridae. The transcript is spliced from 12 exons. The record is from RefSeq and is a predicted model, not a curated record. The coding region runs from base 398 to 2233 and encodes 611 amino acids. Gene Ontology annotation, molecular function: protein binding.